Molecule: messenger RNA, 381 nt
Organism: Trichomonas vaginalis G3
Lineage: Eukaryota; Parabasalia; Trichomonadida; Trichomonadidae
Product: protein ubiquitination
Exons: 1
Coding region: 1-381 (126 amino acids)
Source: RefSeq, a predicted model, not a curated record
AUGGAAGGAGGAGGUCUUGUUCGAGAUUACAGUGCUAUCAUUGGAAAUCUUCAGCAGUUUAUUGAUAAUAAAUCCCUUUUUCAGAACUAUGAUAAGGAUCAGGUCAGAAAUAUUCUAAAGGCUGGAAAUCUUAAUCCAACUACAUUUAUUUCUCUCCUAAAUUUUGGAAAAGAGAAUUUCAAAGCAUCGAGACUAUUCCAAUACGUUCAACCUGCAACAAUAACUGUUAACAGUCUAGAUGAUGUUAUUACAAUUCUUCAAUCUCUUCAAUCUUGUUUAAAGUUAGAAUUAUCAAAAGGACUUACUGAUUACUUGCAAACUGUUAAAGUUGAACUUGAACAGAAACAACAAAUGAUUGAGCAGCUACAAGAAAAAACUUGA